Fragaria vesca subsp. vesca is the source of this 410-nucleotide messenger RNA. RefSeq lists its product as uncharacterized. The record is from RefSeq and is a predicted model, not a curated record. The transcript has 3 exons. Bases 66 to 410 code for a protein of 114 amino acids. Lineage: Eukaryota; Viridiplantae; Streptophyta; Magnoliopsida; Rosales; Rosaceae.
AUUGGUCUACACAUACUGACUGCUAAUCACAGAGUACUCGUAGAAGUUAAAAACAAAGAUAAAUUAUGGACAAAAAGUUCCUGGGGCUUGUUUUGUUCUUCAUCGUUCUCUUGGCUUCUGAAGAGACGGUGAUUCGCAGUGAGGCGCAGAGAAAAAUAUGCCAAGUCCGCAGCAGAACAUUCAAAGGGAUGUGCUUCAAUAAUAGAAAAUGUAACCAGUGUUGUCUUCAAGAAGAUUACUUAGGCGUCCAGACCGACCUCGUCGAGACGUCGACGUUUUGCAGCAGGGUGGAGCUGCGAAUUGCUCCUCCGUCGUCCGGCCGCCUCCCGGCGCAGGACUGGUGUCCACGUCUUCAUCUCGUCGUCCCUGACAUCUCUGUUGUAUCAGAUUUCAUGGAGAAGCGAUGCUGA